Molecule: messenger RNA, 1443 nt
Organism: Sus scrofa (pig)
Lineage: Eukaryota; Metazoa; Chordata; Mammalia; Artiodactyla; Suidae
Product: adhesion G-protein coupled receptor G4
Source: RefSeq, a predicted model, not a curated record
AUGCGGACAGAUGCAUGUUCACUACAAGGAAAAAGGCUGGAUUUUUACAGAAGAGCUGACACGUAUGUGAGCCUGACCAAUGGCAUUCCUUAACUCAGUCGAUCCACAGUGUGCCUUGACCUGGUAUUUGUGGGUGACAAAUCAGGUGAUUGGGUGGCCUCCUAUAUUCCUAGUAACACCUUCCUGGGCAGAGAGGACAUAGAACUUGGACUUGCAGGAGACCAUCAGCAGCUAAUAGCAUUCAACUUGGCCAAGAUGUACAUCGGUUACCACCUGACUCCAUUUCAGUAGCACCCGAUGUGCUUGCUAUGGGAUGGUGUGAAGGGCAGAUUAGAGCUUUUCCUGAAUAUAGAAAGGAUACUGGCACCUAAUGGGACUCUGGUUCUAGAACAUUUUCUCACGAAGAGGGACCACCAGGUUAAAGGCAUGGUUCCCAGAUUCACCAGCAGCCUGCACUACUUUCAACUCUGCGACCACAUCCUUUGAACUGAAGAGUUUAUGAAGUGUUUGAGCGGCAUUGUGGUUAGUUGGGAAGAAGAUGUUUGAAUUGUCAAGGAGAUCCUUCCAACUGCUGACGUGAGACUGCGCUGCUUUGUUUCUGAAAAUAUAACAACUCAAGAAACUAGUACCACUCUUUCACAACAAAUAGCUUUGACAACUCCAUCCUAAGUUACUGCACUCAAAUCCCAGAAGACUGUAUAUUCUUCUACAGUGGUAUAUAAAAACAUGCCUGUAUUUGCAACUGAUCAUACAACCUGACUGUAUUUCAAUAUGACAUCUCCACCUCUGGAAACAAUGAUGAAUCGUUUUUUAAAGACAUGCAUAGCCGAGACAGCUACAUCCACAGCAGAUAUUUUGUUUAUGUCAGCAGCCAUUGCUCUGUCUACCAAGAGUACCUCCACAGGCCGUGCUACACAGUCCAUGAAAAUAACUAAAUCCUCAUCUUCAGAGAGCACAAGGACACCAAAAGUGGCUGAAUCCACUGGUAGUGAGAACUUUCAUCCAACUGUAGCUACUAGUUUCCUGGACACAUCUGGAUUUAGAAAGAAUUCAGUUGUAUCUGAAACUUCAGUGACUGGAUCUCAGUUGGCUCUCACGAGGACAUGUUGACUCUCAUCUAUUGAGCCAACAUCCAUGUCUACGACAUCUUGGCCCAAACACAAAUCUGUAGGCAUUGCGGUGCCCCUCUCCAUAACUAGCCAGGAGUUUCUUGCAUCUAUAGCUGCUGGAAGUGUCCUUCAAUCCACGGUGGAAUGGACUUCAGCUACAGUUACUCUCAUGGGUACUGCAUCAACACUGCCCCCUGAGUCUGUGCUCCUCUUCACAGCUGCUCCCAUGGAUCCUAUAUUUCCUUGAAAUCAGAAUACACCCACAAGAUGGUGAAAACCUGUUCCCUCUGAUCUCUACUAGGUGAGCCUCCACAUCCAUGGCUUCUGAGUUUGG